AUUAAGUAACCCAAAAGUACCAAUACCCCACCCUAUAAAUUCACUUAUUCAAAUAUUAAAAUCACAUUCCUUUCUCUAUCAAUUCUUUCCCCUCACCAACACCAAUCUCCUUCCUCUAAUUUUUCCCUCUCAUAUUUCCUAAACAUUUUUCUAACAUACAAUAUCAUCCUUAAGUUUCAUAUGGGCACUCUAGUGGGACAUGUGGCUCCUGGUUUUGGAUUCUUAAUAAUUGGACUAUGGCACCUUUUCAACCACAUCAAACUCCAUGUUCAAAAUCCAAAUUCCUACAUUUCACCACCAUGGUUCCCAACAUCAAAAUACAAAUACCUUGAACUUUUUAUAAUCAUGUUAGCCUCAACAGCUUCAAUUUCCAUGGAACUCAUCAUAGGACCGGACCGACACACGCCUUUCGAUCCGGACGGAACCAUUCCAUCAAACCAUCUCCACAACUUUGAACACUCUUCAAUCUCCAUGACUUUCUUCGUCUAUGCCGCUUUCGCAAUUAUCCUCGAUAAAAUCGAAAACCAAUCAAAAUUUGCCCUAACACAAUUACUAGCUUCAAUAGCUUUUGGUCAACAACUUCUUCUAUUCCAUCUUCAUUCCGCUGACCAUAUGGGACCAGAAGGACAAUACCACCUUCUCUUACAAAUUGUUAUAUUCAUAUCUCUUUCAACUACCCUUUUAGGAAUUCCCAUGCAAAAAAAUUUCUUGGUUAGUUUUGUGAGAUCUUUAAGUAUAUUUUUUCAAGGCUUGUGGCUUAUGGUUAUGGGAUUCAUGCUUUGGACACCGGAAUUAAUUUCAAAAGGUUGUUUUAUGAACAAUGAGGAAGGACAUAAAGUUGUGAGAUGUACGGAUCAUGAAUCACUUCAUCGUGCUGUUUCACUUGUUAAUAUUUUGUUUAGUUGGUUUUUAAUUGGUGUCACGGUUUUUGGUGUGUCUUUCUAUUUGAUUUUGACCAAGUUGUUCGGUGGAAAUAAGGUUCGGUAUUUCUCGUUGGGGAAUGAAGAGGAGGAAGAGAGAGAAAAUGUUGAAAAGUUUAAUGAUGACGUGGAGUCUCAAAAGGGUAGCUUAGUUGGCAACCCCAAAAGCUUUAUUCAUGUGGGGAAAAAAACUUUUUCACCUAUUGACAUUGAAAGGUAGUAGUUUAAGGGGGGUGCAUUCAUGGUAUAGUUAAUUUGUGAUUAUUUUUUAUUAAAUUUAAUUUGUGAUUAAUUACUUGUUAGGUUAGGUGUGUGAUGGUGUAUAGUACUAUAUACUAUUAGGUUGUUGGGGUCCAUGUAUAUUAAUAAUAUGUACCAAUUACAGAAUGUAGUUGGCUUAAGGAAACUUUGAUGAAUUAGAGGAAUAUGGUUGGAUGGAUAUUGUUUUGUUUGUGUUUGGUUGAUACAGAAGGAUUGUCAGUUUAAAUGUACUUUUGUGGAAUAUGAAAGAAAUUUUCUUUAUUAAUUUUAUUA
Cicer arietinum (chickpea) is the source of this 1454-nucleotide messenger RNA. RefSeq lists its product as uncharacterized. Lineage: Eukaryota; Viridiplantae; Streptophyta; Magnoliopsida; Fabales; Fabaceae. The record is from RefSeq and is a predicted model, not a curated record.